Brassicogethes aeneus is the source of this 3030-nucleotide messenger RNA. The record is from the annotation of a GenBank genome assembly. Lineage: Eukaryota; Metazoa; Arthropoda; Insecta; Coleoptera; Nitidulidae.
UGUUGGAAAACAAUUUCAGUUCCUUUUAACCGAUAAUUAUACAAGAAAAUUUGGCCACCUCUAUGGUCUGUGAAGUUGGCAACUGCACACAAAUAUGGUGUCGUGAAAUUGUGAAAUGUUUUGUAUUUUUAAUUUGUGACAGUUCAAAUUUUGUUAUUUGCAUAAACAAAUACCAUUAAACAAAUGUUUUUCUUUAAGGUGGAUACCAUUUAAUUCGUUUUUAGGUACCUACCUACCUACAAUCUCUCAAACCAGUUCGGAAAAAUUAAGGGUGUUUUAUUAUUAUUUAAAAUAUCAGUCAGUGCAAAGUGUCUGUACGGGAAAAAUGGACUUAAACCAAAUAAAUUACAAAGUGAUUUUGUGCGUGAUAUUCGAAUUAGGCUUGCUGAAAAUUAGUAUAGGUCAAGAAGACAUCCCUCCAACCUGCCCCAGCGAAAUUUACUGCCAUGGACCGCUGCUCGAUACCAUACAAAUGGCGAAAAUCUACCCGGAUUCGAAAACCUUCGUGGACAUGAAGCUGAGGAGGUCGCCCAACGAAACUCUGGAUAUAUUUUACACGUGGAUGAAACGCUUCAACGAUCAUAAACCCUCCCGAGGAGAGGUGAUCAAAUUUGUUAAAGACAAUUUCGAGCCUGAAGGUCAGGAGUUCGAAAAUUGGGAUCCGCAGGACUGGAUUGAGCAUCCCGAAUAUCUCAACCAAAUUGCCGACGAAAAGUUCCGAAAAUGGGGGAGAUCUUUGAAUGCAAUUUGGAAGGAGUUGGGGCGGAAAAUGAAGAAACACGUCGAAGAUAAUCAGGAUUUGUAUAGUAUAAUAUGGGUGCCGCAUCCCGUCAUAGUGCCAGGCGGUCGAUUCAGAGAGUUUUACUACUGGGAUACCUAUUGGAUAGUGCAAGGUUUGCUUUUAUCGGAAAUGCGGACGACCGUUAAAGGCAUCCUGGAAAAUUUUCUGUUUAUUGUGGAAAAUCACGGACACAUCCCCAAUGGCGGUCGUAUAUAUUACUUGGCCAGAUCUCAACCUCCAAUGAUGGUUCCUAUGAUCAAAUUAUAUUUCGAUAACACUAAAGAUGUGGAGUUUAUCGCCAAUAAUAUAUUGACGAUGGAAAAGGAGUUUGAGUUUUGGAUGAAUAGACAUGUUAGGCAUAUAAAUAAAGACGACAAAACCUAUAGGUUGGCGAUAUAUGCUGAUAAUUCAAAAGGACCGCGACCUGAAUCUUAUUCGGAAGACAUUGAGGGUGCCAAAUUGUUUAAGGACGAUGCUAAAAAAGAGUUGUUUUAUUCGGAACUCAAAGCCGCGGCGGAGUCUGGCUGGGAUUUUUCCAGUAGGUGGUUUAUAACCAACUCCUCUAACAAAGGUAACUUGACGAACACCAAGACGAGGUAUAUAGUUCCAGUAGACUUGAAUGCCUUAAUAUACUGGAACGCCGAUAUUAUUUCGGAAUUUUACGAUGUUUUGGGCAACGAAAGUAGAUCUAAUUACUAUAGGAAAAUAGCCGACGAAUGGCUGGAAGCUGUCGAUGAAGUUUUAUGGCACGAAGAAGUGGGAAGUUGGCUCGACUACGACCUCUACAACGGCGUCAAAAGAGAUUAUUUUUAUCCCACCAACAUAGCCCCACUGUGGACUGGGUGUUUCAGUAAGGUCGGAAUUGAGCAACGCACAAAAUUAAUAAUGAAAUACCUUCAAAACAAAAAUAUAAUGAACUUCCCCGGCGGCAUACCGACCACUGUUGAGCACACUGGGGAGCAGUGGGACUUCCCGAACGCCUGGCCACCUUUGCAGCACAUAAUGAUAGUGGCUUUAAAUAACAGCGGCGAUUCGAAUGCGAAAAGGCUGGCUUUCGAGAUAGCCGAAAAAUGGGUCAGGAGCAAUUACAAGGCGUUCGAGGCGUCGGACGGCAUGUACGAAAAGUACGACUCGACGGUGCAAGGCGGACACGGCGGAGGCGGCGAGUACGAAGUCCAAAAAGGUUUCGGCUGGACGAACGGGGUCAUCAUGGACCUCCUCUAUCGGUACUCCAACAUGACGGCCGAAGACCCUCCCGCACCCCCGAACCAGGCCGAGCCAGUCACUGCUGCGAGCAGCAGCCCCAUCCUAACGGCGGUAGCCGCCCUUGUCGUAUCCCUAACGGCAGGUUUUAUAGGGGUUUCUAUUUAUAGGAUGAAAAGUCGACAGCACUCUCCUUUCGAGAAAAAAACGCAACGUCCCGCCUCUAGCGCGCGCUACACCGAACUAAGGAACAUACCGAAAUACAGCAAAUCGUUGAGAAAACAAGUUUACGGGCUUUCUAGAGGUUCAAAAUCACCCUGAAAAUAUUCAUAAAUGUGACACGUAAUUUAAACAAAAGUGGAUUAAAGGUUUUAAUUUUGGUUAUUUCUUAUUUAUAACGUGGUAUUACUAGGAUUAAAGAAAUUAGGUGUCCCGUUGAAUGAUUAAUAUUAUACAGGGUGUUCGGUCCUGUAAUUAUUAUCUAGGAAAGGCAUUUACUGAUUUAUAUGCUGGGUGUUUCUUAAUUUAUCUAUAAGUAUUUAUUUAUUUAUUCGCCUAUAUACAUACCUACAAACGUACGCCCUGUGUAUAAAGCAUUUUUAGAACAAACUUCCAGAUAUUAAUUAUUCGACGAUUUAACCGAGCCCAUAGUAUAAAAUUAGGUUCCUAAUUCUAUGUAUUAGAUAUAAUUUAGCGAAUUUUAGUGAAUCUCAGUAGUUGUAUUAUGAGUGAAUCUCAUUUAUGUUUAAAAAAUAUUUUGUUGUAGUUUUUUAUUGUGAUAUCGACAAUAUGUUAUAUUAUGGCGAAGUAGCAUAACUGUGUACGAUAAGGCUGCUUAAACUAAUUAUUUUUUUACGUAUAGCACCUGUAUAUAUUUUUUAAUAUUAACACAAAAAUUGUUAUUAUAUUUAUAUUAAUGUGUUAAAUCAAUGGUUAUGAUGCUGUGAUCAAUUUUCGCCAUACUAUAAUUUCUAUUUAUGUAAAUAUUUGUUUGCCUAUGUUUUUUGACCAAUGUUUGUAUUUCUUGGGGAUUUUAUAAAAAAUAC